AUGCCGUCACUUCUCUCGCACAUUGCGCCGCCUUGCUGCUCGCCUGCGUGCCGCCUUGCCUCGCCCCUCGCCUCGCCGCUCUUCCUCCCCGACUCUACCCCCCCGACAUCGCCUCAUAGCCUCGCUCAGCAUCGCCGCCUAACCCCAGCGCCGCCUCCCACGGCGCGCCAUCGCCUUCGUCUCUCGCUUUCCUUCCCAUCCGCCUCCCCGCCCAUGCUGCUGCGCCACCCUUUCCCCGCCUCCACCCCCACCCAGUGUCCCUCGUUCCGCCCUUCCGCCGCAUCGUCACGCAUCCGUCGCCUUUCCCCCGCACGGCGGCGCGGAGCGGGAGCGGCGGUAGCGGAGGCAGCGGCGGGCGACGGGGCGGGCGACGUGCAGACAUUCAUCCUCACGGCGGGCGCACUCGCUGCCGCCGCCGUCUCCCUGCGACUUGCGCUCAAGGUGCCGCUCUCCGCGCACCCACUCCGCGCACCCACUCCGCCACCCCUUCUCUCCCCGCUGCUCGUCCUCUGGACGCCCCCCCCUUCCAAUGCCCUCCCCUCCUCACACCUACCACUGCUGCCGUCGGCCCCUCCUGCGUCUUCCUGCAUCUCUCUGACGCUCAAUCUCAGGUUGCUCCCUGCACUUUCCCAUAUGUUUCCGUCCCCUUUCCACCUCGUCACCCCCGUUCUCUGUCCCUCCUCUGUGCAUGUGGCGGGGCUGGCAGGAGGCACGGCGUGUGUGUUUUGCGAGGGGGGCAAGAUGGCCGGCAAGGAUGGGCGCCUCAUGGACUGCCGUGUGUGCAAGGGGGCAGGUGAGGGCGCAUGGGGGCAGGUGAGGGCGCAUGGGGGCAGGUGA
Messenger RNA from Closterium sp. Naga37s-1, 837 nucleotides. Lineage: Eukaryota; Viridiplantae; Streptophyta; Zygnematophyceae; Desmidiales; Closteriaceae. The record is from the annotation of a GenBank genome assembly.